This is a messenger RNA of Pieris brassicae (large cabbage white), 2649 nucleotides long. RefSeq names its product probable ATP-dependent DNA helicase HFM1. The record is from RefSeq and is a predicted model, not a curated record. The transcript has 19 exons. Lineage: Eukaryota; Metazoa; Arthropoda; Insecta; Lepidoptera; Pieridae. Gene Ontology annotation, molecular function: nucleic acid binding; ATP binding. Bases 37 to 2649 code for a protein of 870 amino acids.
UCGGAACUUUUGGCGCCUAAAUAUUGAACAAUAAAGAUGAAAAGAAACCAAUUGUCUAACUUUACCAACGUUAUAGACGACGACGACUCAACGGACUCGCAACCUCUUUCAUUACCCUCAACAAACAAUGUAGAAGUUACAAGUAUAGGCUCACAAGAUGGAAUAGCUACUAACUUAAUUAACCCUACAAGACCCGAGCGAGGUACGGGGCAAAAAGGACACCUUCGGAGUAUUGAGGAGAUUGAUGAAAAAUAUCGAGAAGUUUUUAAAUAUCCAUAUUUUAAUAUUGUGCAGUCUAGAAUUAUUGACGAUGCUCUAUAUUCAGAUAAGUCUUUGGUGAUUUGCGCUCCUACUGGAUCAGGUAAAACUCUUUUAUUUGAAAUGGCCAUAGUUCAAUUACUAAUGGAACUUGAGGAGAAGAAAAUUAAUCAGGAUUUUAAAAUAAUUUACAUGGCUCCAGUAAAGUCCCUAUGUACUGAACGCUUAACGGAAUGGUAUCCAAAGUUCACGAAGCUUGGACUAUUGUGUAUAGAAGUUACUGGUGAUACAGAUGUUGACUUUCCACAAUUGAAGCCUUAUAGAAUAAUAAUAACGACCCCAGAGAAAUGGGAUAUGCUAACGCGUCGCUGGAAGGAUCAUACAAAUUUAGUUGAAGUUAUAAAACUAUUUCUCAUUGACGAAGUUCAUAUCCUGAAUGAUGAAGUACGAGGACCUGUUCUCGAAGCUGUCGUUAGUCGAAUGAAAACUAUUGAAUCUUCAGCAAAAGCAGCUCAUCGUAUAGGGAAACUGCAAAGGCAGUACCAAAAUAUAGUAGAUACUGUAGAUUCACCAGCUCCAAAAAUACGUUUUAUAGCCGUAUCAGCUACUGUAAGUAACCCUGAAGAUGUUGCCACUUGGCUCGGCACCCCGGAACAACCGGCUGUAUUUUACAAAUUUGGUGACGAAUGUCGUCCAGUGAAGUUGAACCUAGUGGUCGAAGGAUACCCUUGCGCUGAAGGCUCAAGCAUAUUCAAAUUCGAUAUUAUUCUUAAUUAUAAACUAUGGCCAAUCAUACAAAGAUAUCAUAACGGAAAACCCACUUUGAUAUUCUGCAACACCCGCAAGAGCGUAGCGUUGACCGCUGAAACAUUAUCCCGUGAGAUUACGGUCGGAUUCACUAACGACCAGAGGGCAAGGCUUGCGGCUCUAGCCUCCACAAUUAAGACUAAAAAAAUACAAUCACUUAUUUUAUGCGGAGUUGGCUGUCAUCAUGCGGGACUUUUAUAUGAGGAGAGGAUCAAUAUAGAAAAUGCAUUUAGGAAUAAGGAUUUGCCAAUUCUCAUUACGACAACUACCUUAGCAAUGGGCGUCAAUCUACCAGCCCACUUGGUGAUCAUAAAAAAUACACAACAAUACAUGAAUGGAGCAUAUCAGGAGUACAGUAUUAGCACAAUUCUCCAAAUGGUCGGUCGAGCUGGAAGACCGCAGUAUGAUACCGAGGCCACUGCUGUUAUCAUGACGAGAAUGGCAGAUAAAGCUCGUUAUCAAUCUCUCGUCGGUGGAAGUGAACCGCUUCAAAGUUAUCUACACAAGCGCUUAGCUGAGAAUUUAAACAGCGAAGCCUCUCUUGGAACAGUUACUGACGUCGCACAAUGUGUUGAAUGGGUCAACUCAACAUUUCUGAGCGUCAGAGCGGCUCGUGACCCCAGACGCUAUCUGGGACUUCCACAAAACGCUUCCAAAGAGCUUAUCACUAAGAAAAUAGAAGAACUGUGUAUCAAAGCCAUGAAUGGCUUAGCCACAUCCGGUCUCAUAACUAUGGACGAGGCGAGUUGUAUACAAUCGACCUAUGCGGGGCGGCUUAUGUCUGUUUACUAUAUUGAUGUUGAGACUAUGAAGACGAUUAUGAAGAUAGAAGGAACAGAAUCGCUUGAAAAAUUAUUAUGGCUUGUAUGCGAGAGCCAUGAGUUGGCAGACAUGCAUUUACGAGUCGACGAGCGAAGAUCUUUGAAUGCACUUAAUAGAAACACCACAGCUGCAACAAUUCGCUUCCCAAUGAAAGGAAAGAUUAACAGUAGACAAAUGAAGUUGAAUUGUAUUAUACAAGCGGUCCUUGGCUGUCUUCCAAUACCGGACCCGUCAUUAAACCAAGAAGCCUUUAAAAUUAUGAGGAUCGCUGAUCGAGUUUGUAAAUGUCUAAUAGCAUACGUAACAAGUGGAAAAGUAAUAGCAGAGAAUAUUAAUUGUUUUUCCUCGGUUUUGAACGCCGUGAUUUUGGCAAAAUGCAUAUCAGCUCAUAUAUGGGACAACUCGCCAUAUCUAAGCAAACAACUCAAAGGGAUUGGACCUAUGUUUAGUUCGUUACUCGCAUCUGCGGGGAAAACCACAUUCAUGCUGCUUGAAGAGAGUCAUCCCAGAGAUUUGGAACGGAUUAUGAAUAAAAGCGCCCCCGCAGGCAAUGAGCUAAGAAAACAGAUAUCUUUGCUUCCAAAAUAUCGGCUGACAAUCGUCCCUAUAGAUCAGAAAUCGGUCCGAAUUGAACUUGCCAUACUAAAUCAAGUGUAUUUAAUGGAAAACAUGGAACAUUUAACCGCUGGACCGAAUCACAAAUUCUAUUUAAUAGUUGGCGAUUCGGAAAAUAAUCUACUUUAUUAUUCUGUUUUUAAGUAA